CUACGUCCUCGGUAGUUUCGAACGUCAAUAUUUUCAACAAGAUACCAAAGUACGAUGAGCCUACCGUCUAUUCUCGUCCUUAUCUCCGGAUCAGGCUCCAAUCUCCAAGCCUUGAUCGACAACCAGGGAUCCGACUACAAGAUCACCCAUGUCAUUUCCAAUAAAAAAGCUGCAUAUGGCCUCGAGCGCGCCGCCAAAGCUUCCAUCUCAACAACCGUCCACAACAUCGUACCAUAUAAGAAGAAGCAUCUAGAAGAUGCUACGGCAGCGCGCCCGGAUUUUGAUAGAGAGUUGGCGGAGAAGAUCAAGAAGUUGAACCCGGAUUUGGUGGUUUGCGCUGGUUGGAUGCAUAUUUUGUCUUCAGAAUGUCUGCGACCACUGCGAGAGGCUGGUAUCCCUCUUAUCAACCUGCAUCCUGCGCUUCCUGGGGCAUUUGAUGGUGCACAUGCGAUUGACAGAGCAUAUGAUGCUUUCCAGAAGGGUGAGAUCACCAAGACUGGCUGCAUGAUCCACUGGGUUAUUGAGGAGGUUGACCGAGGAGAGCCUUUGUUGAUCAAGGAAAUUGAGAUGAAGGAGGGAGAGUCGCUGGAAGACCUGGAGAAUAGGAUUCACAGCGUGGAGCACGUUGCGAUUGUGGAAGGAACCAAGCUGGCUUUGGCGAAGAAGACAUAGGUUGAUGCGGAGGCGGUUCUAGAGGGGAUUACGGAUGUGGGGACGGGAGAGGAGAAAUAUGUUUACCAGGCCGAGGAUGUAAUGGAGUAAUAUGGUGAUGGCGAUGGCUAAGCCGAUGCGGUGUGGGCUCGGAGCGAGCAUUAGCCAGUAAGACGGAUGGGGAGGAACGAGUGAGGAGGGGUACCACAGGAUAUGGGAUAAGUUUGUGGGGUCACGGGAAUGACUCGAAACCGGCGUCAGUAGGAGCAAGACUGACCGUUGCGUUACAAAUGACCAAGCUAAGAAGCCCUACGACUUCGAUUAGAUAUAUGAGGUA
This is a messenger RNA of Saitoella complicata NRRL Y-17804, 988 nucleotides long. Its product is annotated as phosphoribosylglycinamide formyltransferase. The transcript has a single exon. Gene Ontology annotation, biological process: 'de novo' IMP biosynthetic process. The record is from RefSeq and is a predicted model, not a curated record. The coding region runs from base 55 to 672 and encodes 205 amino acids. Gene Ontology annotation, molecular function: phosphoribosylglycinamide formyltransferase activity. NCBI's taxonomy places the organism in Eukaryota, Fungi, Ascomycota, Saitoellomycetes, Saitoellales, Saitoellaceae. Gene Ontology annotation, cellular component: cytoplasm.